Molecule: messenger RNA, 1761 nt
Organism: Penicillium malachiteum
Lineage: Eukaryota; Fungi; Ascomycota; Eurotiomycetes; Eurotiales; Aspergillaceae
Product: fungal specific transcription factor domain-containing protein
Exons: 6
Biological process (GO): regulation of DNA-templated transcription
Cellular component (GO): nucleus
Molecular function (GO): transcription cis-regulatory region binding; DNA-binding transcription factor activity, RNA polymerase II-specific
Source: RefSeq, a predicted model, not a curated record
AUUCCUGAUGAGCGAGGGAAAUACCGAUGUCUUCGAUUAAAGAAAGAAUGUUAUUUCCGACCUGCUCGGCCGCGUGCCACCCAGAAGAAGCGCUCAACACGCAUAGAGGCGCUAGAGGAUAAGAUUGACCUAAUUAUGGGUCAAAUCAAUCGAUCCCACGGAUCAGAUACAUCUCAUUCUACCCCCAAAAGUGACACUACAGACGUCAUUGCCAAGGGACAUACGCAUGCUAAGAAGGGGCGUGGGCACUCCAGUGGUACUACUCAGAGACUUGACAUCGUCGAUGCAAUCGGAAAAGGCCUCGUCAGCUAUGAUCUCGCAACAGAUUUACUACAGGAAUAUCGAAAAUCGUCACUCUUAUUCCCCUUUGUGGUUAUACCAGAAGCCACCACAGUUCAAGAACUCCGAGCUGAAAAGCCUUUCCUACUUCUCUGCAUUCUCACCGUCUCUUCUUUCAGAGAUGAUGUGUUACUUAAAUCCCUAGAGGAGUUGUUGAAGAGAUUCGUGGCGGAGGUCAUCCUUCAUUCUGCUCAUGAUGCCCAUCCACCUCAUUUGGAAACAAUUCAGGGACUGUUGGUAAUUCUAGCUGGAACUCGCCAGCUCUAUCAAUUAUGUCGCUUCUCUCAUUACAUUCACCUUGCCAUAGGCAUUAUCAAUGAUUCAAGAAUGGACCGUCCACCCCAACACAGAGUCGCCACACGACUAGAUAUAGCUGGUGAGACCGAUCAAACAGAGGUAGAGAAUGGCCCAGGUCCAGAGGAGAGUAGGGCACUCAUCGGCAUAUUCUUGCUGAAUUCAACAAAUUCAAUCCUCAUGCAAAAAACAUGCACAUUCCCCUGGUCAUCAUUCAUAGAAUCCUGCGCGGCAGAUCUAUCGCAGAAAUGCGAGUACCCAGGAGAUAAGUACAUGAUCUACUAUGUCCAGUUACAACGUAUGCUCGAACGCAUGAAUACACUCACAGCGAUUGGUAUUGAAGGACACUCCGAUGUGGAACAACGGAUUCGGUUAUUCCGUAAUGAGGUAGAGGAGUAUAAGAAUCAAUUGGUUGUUCCUCCUACUUGUGAUGUCCUCAUCGCAACACAAUACCAUACCCUCGAACUCCAACUCUGCCAAAUAACCCUCCUCGACAAAAAAUCCACAACAACCCAAGACAAUUUCCUCCUCAUCUCCAGAAGUGAUAUUCUCUGUCACGGUCUUGCAUCCAUGAAACGAUUCCUGGAAUACUAUUACACCCUCCCGCCGCUUCUUGAAACAAGUUUCAACAUAAUAAACUGGCUUGAGAUUGGGUUCUUACUCGCCGCAGCAUGUAAAAUGGUUAUUGCUGCCCUGGAUCCUUCUCUACGACAUAAUCCGCAGGUUCAGAACCUGCGUGAUGCACUCGACAUGUCGAAUAUUCUCCAGUAUUUCAUUAAUCGAUUGGAUCAUGUCGCGAAGAGUUGUAAGGAUAUGGAGUUCUCGCAUUAUUCUGAGUGGCUUUCUGCUGCGAAGAUUUGGUUUGAGAAGACCUUUCAACUUGCUAGCCUUGAGGCUUCGAAGAUUAUUGCUACUACUUCUGGCUUGUCUCAUGUUGAGAAUGGGGUUACUGGGUUUGAGGGCUAUGGAUCUGCAUCUGGGUCGCAGCUUGUUGAUCCGAGUGAGGGGUUACAGGUUGAGACGGAUGUGAAUUUGAAUCUUUUUGGUUUGGAUUUUGAUGUCACGAUUGAGGAGUUGUGUGGUGUUGGGGGUCCUAUGGCUAUGCCGACUAUGUUUGAUUUUAGGUAA